Boleophthalmus pectinirostris (great blue-spotted mudskipper) is the source of this 2423-nucleotide messenger RNA. RefSeq names its product homeobox protein Dlx4b-like. Gene Ontology annotation, molecular function: DNA-binding transcription factor activity, RNA polymerase II-specific; RNA polymerase II cis-regulatory region sequence-specific DNA binding. Gene Ontology annotation, biological process: negative regulation of transcription by RNA polymerase II; embryo development; cell differentiation. The record is from RefSeq and is a predicted model, not a curated record. The coding region runs from base 387 to 1133 and encodes 248 amino acids. The transcript is spliced from 3 exons. NCBI's taxonomy places the organism in Eukaryota, Metazoa, Chordata, Actinopteri, Gobiiformes, Gobiidae.
CGUCUUUACAGGUCUUUACUGUGCUACUGUGCAGAGUCAAACCACGCGGCUGGACCGAAAACAGCCACAAAACUGACCGCGGGAGAUUUAUCUUGCUGCACUUUCAACAUUUUCUGCUUUUCAGUUCGUGGAUAUCCGAGAGCGUCGAGGUUUGGAUCAGAACGGACUCGUGCAGAACUUGGGAUGUAGCUGAAGUAAAGCACCAAAACCACGGCCUGUGGGGUUGUCGUGCCCAGGCCAUUAACCUACAUUUUACUAAGGUUUGACAUUUUACUACCGCGCUAAUCUUUUUAUGCCUGUGAUAUUUUUCCUCGUUAUGGCUGGUUUGAAGACGCCUCCGGGCUUGAGUUAGCAGAUCACAGUGCACCUCUGCCCUGGGCCCAAUAAUGACUAUGAGCUCAAUGCCGGACACUUUGUCUGACCCGUCCAAGUCCGCCUUUUUGGAAUUCGGUGGGCACAGCUACCCUGGACAUGCCGGACACCAGCAGCCCUCCCCCGGCUUGUCACACAAUCAUUACCCGGUCCACAGUUUGCACGCGGUGGGGCCCUCGCAGCAUGAAGGCCCGUUCCCCUCGGGGGCCUCGUACGGGCGGCCGCUAGGAUAUUCUCCGUACAGCCACCCCGGAGCAUAUCUGCCGUACCAGCCCGGAGCGCACAGCGGCGGACUGGGACACUCCAGACUAGAGGAGUCCGAACACGACAAACCCACUGCGGUGAUCGAAAACGGGGAGGUGAGGCUCAACGGCAAAGGCAAGAAGAUCCGGAAGCCCCGCACCAUCUACUCCAGUCUGCAGCUCCAGGCUUUGAACCAGCGCUUUCAGCAGACACAGUACCUCGCCCUGCCCGAGAGAGCUGACCUGGCCGCCAAACUGGGCCUGACGCAAACGCAGGUGAAAAUAUGGUUCCAAAAUAAGCGCUCCAAGUACAAGAAGAUCAUGAAGAACGGUCCCUGUGGAGUGGAGGGGGAGCACCUGGCCCCCCCGCCCACCUCCUCGUCCUCCCCCUGCUCCCUGUGGGACAUCAGCAUGGCCUCCAAAGCAGCGCCCGUCCACUCCGGAGCGUACAUGAACAAUUUCGGACACUGGUACCCCGCACACCAGCAGGACUCUGUCCCCAGAACUCAGAUGAUGUGACCCACAAGACGUCCAGCGCAAACGUUGACUGCAAUUCUCCCGGGUAAACUUAAAGGUGCAUUAUGUAACAUUUCUGCUAGUGGGACGGCUACUUCUUGUAUCCAUAGAGAUGUUAUUGUUUUGCUUGGAAUGUUCUAGCAUUCAAGUUAUCUAUCUCCAUGAAGACAAGUGCCAGAUCUGUGAAGAGGCGACCCCGCUCUCACUACAAAUGUUUGUUUAUCAGGAUAAUUUUGAGGAAGAAAAAUACCUGUAAUAGAUGCAUGAUAGAUUUGUUUAAUGCCAUACUGUGGAACAUUCCAAAGCAAAGCAAUAACAAUCCAACUGAAGACAAGGAAGUCGAAGAUUCUUCACCAAAAAUGUUACAUGGUGCUCCUUUAAAGCUCUCAUGUAACGCUGAAAUGACUUUGGGAAAUUUUAAACCGUGAUAGGUAGUGUUGUUCCCUCAUCAAAAAUAUGUUUCUUUUUGUUACAUGUAGAUAAAGUAGUGCCCAAUUAUGCUCUGUGCACUUCCUACACUGCCAGUAGAGGGCGACAGACAUAUAAGCAAUUGCUGAAUAAUCAUCAGGACUCUACAAAAGAUAAAUCCUGCCGCAAGUGAUCAAAAUUGUUGAAGUUGUACUACAAGAAAUACUAGAACAAAGAGGUUUAGAUAUAGGACUGCUUAACAAAUAGGCUAUAAAAUGUUUACAACACUUAAACUAAAAGCACUUGAAGAACAUGAUACUUGGAGUUCUGCCUUGUCCUACAUUUAAACAGGGUAAAACGAUGUUCAAAAAAUAUAUAAUUGCUUUAGUGACCCCUUGUGGUUGUAUUAUAGCCUAUAUGGUCCCAAAUAAAGUUAUUGUUUUGAAACAUUCGAGACAGUGAAAGAUCUAGAAACAAUCUUCAAAAAUAUGUGGAUUUUUUUUUUUUUUUGGCACUUCUCAUUUGGGAUAGCACUGUCACAUUUGGGGCUUUGGGUUUAGUGGAUUAGUGGGAUCAGAAUGUGUCCUUAAGGCAGCACUGGCAGUUACAGAAGCGCAGUCACGUCUGGGUAUAGUCCGGUUAUUUCUGGACAUUUCAGGGAUUUCUGGUGCUGACUUUUCAUGGGGCAUCUAGAUGUCAGAAUGUGGUUGUUUGUAAUAUAGAAAUUGAUCAAAACAACCAAAGAACCGUUUUGUUUUUUGUUCUGUUUUGUUCGUAUUUUAUGUUGUAAGUUUAACAGGGUAAUACUGUAAGAUGCACUCUUGUGACUUUGUUGUUACAAAUCGACUUUUCAAAUGACAUUUUGGACAUUUAACAAUAAAAAUU